Molecule: messenger RNA, 3918 nt
Organism: Myxocyprinus asiaticus (Chinese sucker)
Lineage: Eukaryota; Metazoa; Chordata; Actinopteri; Cypriniformes; Catostomidae
Exons: 13
Coding region: 369-2195 (608 amino acids)
Biological process (GO): sodium ion transmembrane transport
Cellular component (GO): membrane
Source: RefSeq, a predicted model, not a curated record
CAUCUGUGUGUUAUGUGUUCGUGUCAGUUAUAUACGAUGCGGUGUCUCGUUGUUUUGUAAUGGUGGAAUUUAACUUAUGCUACACUUUCUUUUUAAAUAGGCUACAGUAUAAAACGGGAAGGUUAUAGCGAGUGAGGCUGAGUUACACAUAAUAAUAUACCGGCAAAUUCUUUCAAGCGCCAGACAGUUGUACAAUCAAGCUUUCAUUCGUUUAGCAAGUUUUCCCAAUUUAAUUUCCCAUUUAAUUCUUCGUCUCAGUUUGAAUUUAUGGCAAUAUUUGUCUUAUUUCGUGUGAAAUAGCGACCCGUUUCUUGUUUACGAAACCCAGCGACUAUAACGCUUUACUUGCGUUUUAAACAUUUGUAAUAAUGGGAGUUGGAGCCGAGAACAGAACCCCGAGCACAUCUAGUAAUUUUGCAUUGCACGUUGGAGAGGGAAAAGAGGAGGCAGAGCUUGACCAGCUGACACCCGGCAACGCUGAAGCCAUGCAGCUGGCGAAGGUUGAUCAUCAGACGGCGGAACCGAGAGAGACGUGGGGUCGGCGCCUGGAGUUUGUGCUCGCCUCCAUCGGUUAUGCGGUCGGUCUGGGAAACGUGUGGCGCUUUCCGUACCUGUGUUACAGGAGCGGAGGAGGUGCUUUCUUGAUUCCCUACUUUAUCAUGUUGUUACUCUGUGGCAUCCCCCUUCUCUUCAUGGAGUUCACCAUUGGGCAGUACACUCGACUGGGGCCAGUCCACGCUCUAGCUAAAAUAUGUCCCCUCUUCAAAGGUGUGGGACUUGCCACAGUGGUAAUUUCUUACGUGCUCUGCACCUACUACAAUGUGCUCAUGACCUGGGCCCUUUACUACCUGUUUAACUCCUUCAGCCCUUCAUUGCCAUGGCAAUCCUGCAACAACACAUGGAACGCAGUUAACAACUGUUCCACUGGUUUCCCGGGUAAUGCCACACAUCUGCAAUCAGCGAGUCAACAGUUCUUCGAUCAUAAGGUACUAGACAUGACAACGGGGAUUGAGCACGCUGGAGGGAUUCGUUGGGAGCUGUUUGGCCUUCUGGUGCUGGCCUGGGCCAUUGUUUAUUUCUGCAUCUUUAAAGGAGUCAAAUCUACCGGAAAGGUUGUGUACUUCACUGCUACGUUCCCUUAUUUCAUACUGUUUGCAUUGCUGAUCAAUAAUGUCCAGCUGCCUGGAGCUAAAGAUGGCAUCCUCUUCUUCCUCAUGCCAAACUGGAGCAAGCUCUUGGAAGUCCAGGUUUGGGUCAAUGCUGCUGCUCAAAUCUUUAACUCCAUUGGAAUCUCCUUUGGUUCUAUGAUAUCUAUGGCCAGUUACAAUAAGUACAACAACAACAUUCUCAGGGACACAUUUAUCGUCACCCUGGCUAAUUCAGCCACCAGUAUCCUGGCUGGCUUUGUCAUUUUCUCUGCCAUCGGGUACAUGGCCCACAUUCACAACCUGCCUGUGGAUGACAUUGCAACAGAUGGCCCCGGUCUGGUGUUUGUGGUUUAUCCUGAGGUCUUCUCCACUAUGCCCAUCUCUCAGCUUUGGGCUCCUCUAUUUUUCAUCAUGCUGCUCUGCCUCGGACUGGACAGUCAGUUUGCCAUGGUGGAAGUGGCUGUAACAUUCAUCAUGGAUGGUUUUGGCAAGAAAGCUUUGCGAGUUUUUAAGAGGAAGGAGCUGAUUGUACUGGCAGUGUGCAGUUUUGGCUUUCUGCUGGGGAUUCCUCACAUUACCAGGGGUGGGAUCUAUGUGUUUCAGCUGAUGGAUCACUACACAGCAGUGGUAUCGCUGAUGUUUCUGGCCUUCUUCGAGGUGCUCGCUGUAACUGUUAUAUUUGGAGUAAAACGACUCAGUGUAAUGGUGGAGAAAAUGUUGGGAAAAAAACCAAAUUUGUUCUUCCGUGUGUGCUGGCAGUUCCUGUCACCCAUGCUUGUACUGGGUAUUCUGAUCUCCAGUAUUUUUCAGUAUACUCCAGCUCGAUACGGUAAGUCGUACACAUACCCGCUGUGGGCAGAGGUGAUGGGCUGGUUCAUCUCUCUUGUCUCCAUCAUCUGGAUCCCACUGGGGGCUCUACACGAGCUCUGGACCACUAAAGGAUCUCUGCUGCAGAGGUUGAAAAUAUCCUUAACUCCGACUGUAGAUCUGGAGUCUGUCUCUGAGAAACCGUCUGCGGAGUCCAUUGCAUUGUUUACUACUUCUUAGACACCUGCAAGUGUGUGUAUUCUUAAAUGUGUUUACUCAUUAGAGAUAGAGAGUAGCUCAGCUUUAACUGUAAAAAUAUUUGACAUAUUAAGCAUUUAUUUUCUGUUUAAUGUAUUUGAGAUUUAUGCUGAAAAGUGCAAACUAUCAUAAUGGUCUCAGAAUUACAACAUGGCAUUAACUGUAAGGAAAUACAAAUGUUUUUUAUUUUUUAUUAUACAUGUUUCAUUAUUUGAUCUCUUAAUUAAGAGGGCUGUUAAACAGCUUAAUAAUGUAAAAAAGAGAACUUUUUAAUGUCAGAUUUAGAGCUUGAAUGCAUGUUUUUUUUAAUCUAAAAUAUAUCUGACAAUGUAAUGAGAGAGAGAGAGAGAGAUGGCAAGAUGUGGUUGACUUAAGUCUACUUAAGUCUACAUAUAAUGUAUCUUUUGAUACACUUAAUUAAAAAAACAAAAAACAGAAAUUAUGUUUAUGUUGUUAGGGAAAAAUUACUUGAUUUGAAAAACAUAAUUUUAAAAUAUGUUUGGUGCCACUGCACCGACAAAACGCCUUCACAGAACAAGAAUGUUUCUCAAAUGUCAACAUCACCUUGUGGAUACAACAAUAUGCAUUCUCACAGGCUGUAGCACAUUCAGAUUCAGUAGAUUAUAGAAAAGAGAGAAAUACAGAAAAGCUGCUUUCUGAGUGCCGCUGAUACCGUUAUUUGUGUUCACAGAGGACCAAGGUGACAUAUACUAGUGUAAAUUAACUGAAAAUCACCUUUAGGACUGACCAAUUUUUACUUUUGUCGCUUUUACCCUUACUUAGCAGCUUGGACAGUUACUAUGGCACAUAUUAAAGCAUAUUCAAAUGUUUAAGUGGCAAAAACAACAACAUCAUUACAUUUGCCAAACAUUCCUAAUUUUGUGGAAAAUUAGAGAAAAAGUUAAAAGUUGAAAGUAAAGUAUAUGGCCUUAAGAGUAAGCAGAGAUUUGACUGAAAUCAAUGUUUACAUUUACAACAGCUUCUUUAAUAUAUGUCUUUAAUUUGAGAUUAUGCAAUUUUUUUUUAUUUUUUUUUUUUUCAGAAAGAAAUAGCCAAAAUUGAUAUCAAAAUGUUUGCUGACACCAAAAUGAGAGAAGCACAUAUUUAUUUAGAAUUUCUUUGGCAUAGUAGUAUUAAAUUAGAAAUAGAAAAGUUAUACUGACGUAAUUACAAAAGAGCAGAUUACAGAUAAAUCACUGAAAAUGGACAAUUUGGAAUUAUUCAACAAGACUACAUGUUUUAACACACAAACAAUUACAACCUAUUUGUAUCUAUUUAUUUUUUAUUUUUUAUUAUUAUGUCAUACAAUCACAGCUGUUGAGCUGAAGUCUGUCCUUCUGACUUAAAAAAAAACAUUGCUGUUCUUUUUGUUAUUUUGCUAUAAGACCAUAGAGUCAUUUUUGUAUUCAUAUUGUCAUGUUUUAUCUUUUUUGUGUGUGUUAUCUGUUUGAAUGAAUACUUUUUUAUUUAAAUAUAAUUUUCAUUAGUUGUUUGCUAAGAACAAAAUAUAGUACGAUCAUUUAUAUUCAUACAGUUUAGCUUUGCCUUGUUUAAUCAUUUCUGUUGUGUAUUUUCUGAUUAUCUAUGAAGUUGAGAUAAAGCCUUUUUAUAUUUAAAAUGUUUUUGUCGUGACAGGCAGUUUUCUAAGCAAUAAGUGGUCUCAUUGAAAUAAAAGCCAUUGUUUUGUCAUUUGCUGAUUUAUGUA